AUGAACCUAUUAUUCUUUUUACCAUUACUGAUAUCACAAUGUUCUACACAAAUGCUUUCAAAUAUGAUGUUAGCUCAAGUUAAAAUAACUGAUGAACCAUUCCCUGUUGCAAAUGCUGAACAACUAAAUCAAGUUGUUUGGACACUUCUAGGAACAUCUACCAAAGAAACAAUUUAUUGUGUUUCUGAAGCUCCAGUCUCACAACUCCGAUUUGUAUGCACCGAUUGUUUAGAGAAGAAUAUCACUGAUAUGGUUCAUGUUCUAAAUUCUGCACAAGAUUUAACACGACGUGUUGGAUUUCCGGUAAGUUCUUCUUAUUUUUUAUUAUAAGAAUAUUGACCUUGACUCAUGCUCCAUGAGGGAUUUUCUCCUCUUCAAAAACACUUACCGCCAUUCGAAGAUUAACAAUCUUUCAAGGUCAACACAAAAAAAUGGUGGGAUUUAUUGAUCGGUUCAUCCAAUAAUUAUCCAUAUUUGUUUGAGAAAGAGAGAAUAGGUCAUGGUUUAUCUUUCUAUUUAAGUUGCGCAAUCUCUUGAGAAACAUUUUUUGUGUCUCCCGAUAAAAAUCAUUUGGCUAGCCAAGCACUUUUUUGCGGUUAAUGUGUCAUAAGAUGUUAUCAAGCGAAAAUCGCUCAAGGUUACUACUACUACCGUUUUGCACUAUGAUAAUUGCGAAAAGCGAUGUUUCCCUCUCAAUCCUGAAAUCCUGUAGGAAAAACCAAAAAUAAAUGAGGCGAAAAACAACAUGAAAAAGUUCUAGUUUUCAUCAUUAUUUUCCAGACGGUCACCCUCAAAAACAUUGCGGUCAAUGCAAAUUGGACUGGUGCCACAAUUAUGUGCCAAGCUGCUCUGAAUGGAGGUAAGAAAGGAUGUGUCUAAAAGAAUUAUUUUUUUGAGAUAAUUAUUAUUUUGGUAAUUAUUGGGUACACCUGGGGGUCGCCGACAUUGAACAAAAGAGAUGCAAAUUUUUUUGAGGAAGGGGAAGGGGGAUUUUUUUGGAGAUAGAUCCGAUGAGGGAUUACAACAGAUGUUUAAUGCGAAGGGUGCUAAUUUUCUGGCUGGUUUUGAACAGCAAAAAACAUAAAUCAAAGGUAUAUUUUCCAUAUAAAUAUUUUUUGUAGGUACUGUCGAUUCUGCGCCAGCUACUGUUGAUGUUCGAUACAUGAAACAACCCCAUGUUGUUGAUUCAAAUGGUCAUGCUCCAAUCUUGAUCAGCAAUCAAGGAUAUCGUUUCUUUGUUGAGUGUAAUCGAGGAGCAGAUGGAAUGUGCCAACAAUCAGGUCGCCGAAAGACUCUUAAGUGUAAUGUGCAAUCUCAUCCACCUGCAACUCAAUACAGAUGGUUGAAAAAUGGUUCGCCAAGUGGAACUGGUGCUGAAAUCACGAUUGGAACAGAAAUGAUUGGACAAUCGAUUCAAUGUCAAGCUAAUAAUGGACUUUUGCCAGAUUCUGAAAUGCCAACCUCUCAAGCGAUUCAAAUUGAUCCAUAUUCAUCGGCUAAACUUAUUCAAGAUAAUUUCCAACAACUUCAAGCAACAUCUCCAUUUUUAGCAAAUAAUCGAAUUGAAAUCAAUCAACAAAUUAAUCUUGGUUGUCAAGUUGAAGGUAAUCCACGACCAAUUGUUUAUUGGAAAUUGAGAAAACCAAAUGGUGAUGUUGUUGAUGCUGCUUGCCCACAAGGAUUAGAAGGACAAUAUCAAGAAAUUCAACCAGAAGGACAUCGUCAAAACAUCGUGAAAUUAUCAGCUCUCUGCACAUUGAGAAUCGCAAAUUAUUCAUAUUCCGGACAAUAUUGGUGUGCCGCCUGUUCCCAAGUCAGCCAAGGAGAACCAGAAUGUUCACCAUCAAGAGACACUCCAGGAUCAUCCAGUUUAACAGUUCAAGUUAUUGGAGCACCAAGUCUUUCUGAUGCUCCAGCAAGUAUUGAGCAACGCGGAAAUGAUGCCAUUGUUACUGUACAUUAUUGCGCUGAACCAAUGCCAAGACCACCAAGAGAAGUUGUAUUCAGUGUAGAUCAAAAUGAUCUUCAAGUUGGACAAAUCUGGCAAAACUAUCGAUUUGAAUCGGCUAUUUUGAACAACACAGUUCCAAAUUGUUAUCUUGCAAAACUUCAAAUCUCACCAGUUCGAGAAGAAGAUCAAUACCGUCAAAUCACCCUAAAAGUGCAAAAUCAAUUCGGCACCAAACUGUAAGUUUAAUCCUGUUCCCUUAUUUACAUAGUAGUCAUCUAUAUAAGAAGGAAAAAAUAGUAGUAAAUAAUAAUAAGUGAAAGGGAAAUGGGUCACGGUAUGCCUGUUUUGAGCAAACAAUACAUACUCUAUUCAAAUUUUAUUGAUGACCUCUAACCCUCCUCAUAAAAUAUAUAUAAUAUAAAUAAAAAAAGAGCAAAAAGGAAUGAGGUUUUUUGUUAUGGUCCGUUACGAAAAAGGGGGAGAACAAAAGAGUACUGUAUAAAGAGCAGGGGUAGAAAACCUUAAGUGCAAAAGGGCCAUUGACACCAUGGAUUAUAUUUGAGAGGGUUUUCGUAUAAUUAGAACAAUAUGGGUAAUUUUGAAAAAAAUAAUGGCGGGGAAGCGCCCUUUGAAAUUUGAUCACAAGGUUCAGAAAAGUCAAAAUUAUGUCCAAAUUAUAAUAAAACAGUUUUUCAAAUAAAAUUUUCUUACAGUAUCCCAGUCAGCCUUGAUGAUCUUCUUGGUGGCGACACUACAAUGGUGUCAAAAAUCUCUGGAUGGUGGUUAGGAAUUGUUAUCGCUUUGGGUGUUGCGUUGGUGCUCAUUUGUUUGGUGACAAUUUGUGUGCGACAAAGUGAGUUUUUUUCUCUUUCCCAUAUAUUUUUUUAAAUAUUUGGAAUUUUUAGUUUCAGGAAUCAAGGAGCAUAACAAUUACAAUGAACCAAAAGCAAAGGCAGAGUGAGUUUAUUUUAAGAUAGUUCAAUUUUCGAAAAAAAGAAAAUAAUGUUUUUUUGCAGUUUCAGCAUCAAUUCACGUGAAAACUUUUACGAUCCAAGUCCAGAUGCACCACGAUUGUUCAACCAACAUCCGCCAGAGGUUAGCGAUUCGUAUGGCUUGUAUGUGAGCCGCGAAGCUGUUGUCUAACCGGACCACCUACCCCAAAUAAUUUUCCCCUGCCUCCUCCUAGAAAAAAUCAAUUUAUUCCGAAUUAAUUAAUUAUAUUUGCUAACUUGCCACCCAUAUAAUUUUUAGAGCAACUCCAUCGCCUACGAUUUGGCUGUUCAAGAUGCUUAUUGCGAUUCACGCAUGUCAACCGUCUGA
Molecule: messenger RNA, 3271 nt
Organism: Caenorhabditis angaria
Lineage: Eukaryota; Metazoa; Nematoda; Chromadorea; Rhabditida; Rhabditidae
Source: the annotation of a GenBank genome assembly